This is a messenger RNA of Trypanosoma cruzi, 1203 nucleotides long. Its product is annotated as mucin-associated surface protein (MASP), putative. Bases 1 to 1203 code for a protein of 400 amino acids. The transcript has a single exon. The record is from RefSeq and is a predicted model, not a curated record. NCBI's taxonomy places the organism in Eukaryota, Euglenozoa, Kinetoplastea, Trypanosomatida, Trypanosomatidae.
AUGGCGAUGAUGAUGACUGGCCGUGUGCUGCUGCUGGUGUGUGCCCUCUGCGUGCUGUGGUGCGGUGCCGGUGGUUGCGCUGAGAAUGAUGCGGGAGGUUUGGGUGAAGAUGAAAAUACCGAAUUAAAAGGAAUAGCAUCGGAUGGUUUACAGCGUGAUUCUCACGACAGUGAAACUGGUAAAAAACAAUUGACAGAGCCCAAAGCAGCGGAGGAACCAUUGAUUGCACCAGGAGGAGAUCAUAUUGACAAGCAAGGAAGUUCGGUCGUACAACUAAAGGCAGAUCGUGACGGAAGAAGGGAAGAAGUUGAACCAACGGGUAACGUUAAUGGUUCACAAAAAAAUUCAAAGGAUGCUUUGGAUACGCAUCAAACAGAAAUAACUGAAGUUCGUACAAAAGUGGAGGGAACACCACCAUCACCACCAGAGGGAGGAGGAGGCCCAACACAAACCAAGUCACCGGAAAUAUCGCGUGCGCCGGUGCAAUCACCAGAGCAAUUAUUUCCACCGGCAGCUCAUGCAGGAGAAAAAAGCCUCAGAGCACCAACAGCACUGUCACCCAUAACAUCAGUGCAACCGCCACUUCUACCGAAAGGAAAAGGAGAAACCGACGGCGUACAACCAGGACCAGAAGAUAAAAGCAACGAACCAAAGGUUAAAGUAGAACCACAAGUUCAUGGAAAUGAAGGUCAACACCAGUCUACACAACAUCAUGAAGUACCACAAGAAAAGGAACUGGAAGCGCAAGAACAGGAUACCCAAAACCAAAUAAUAAAUGAACAACACGAAUCCGAACGACUUCAAGUGCAACAGGAAAAAGAAAAAGAAAAACAACGAUCAGAAGAGGAACUGGAAAAACGAGAGCAUCUACACGAAGAGGAACGGGAAGGAGAACAUCUACAAGAAGAAAUACGACAUCAGGAAAAAAAACAGGAACAGCAGGAAGAAAAACACGAAGAACCACAAGAAGAACACGAAGAAAUCAUAAAACAAGGAAAGGAACAAGAUCAACAACAACAACAUCAACAACAUGAAAAUGCUGCGAAAAACAGCGAAGAACCCACAAAAAACGAAACUGCCGUUGGUACAAAUGACACCGCUUCAACUGGCGACAGUGACUGCAGCAACGCGGUCUCGCACACCACCUCCCCUCUUUUGCUUCUUCUUGUUGUUGCGUGUGCGGCUGCGGUGGUGGCCGCGUGA